AGGUUUUGCGCUACAUUUUCAUUACAUGCUUGGGGUUUACACGCGCAGAGCAACUGGUGACCUACAAACCAUAGACCCUUAGCUCUACUCUCAACUUUUUCAGCGUCAGUUCAGCGUCAAGUCCGGGUGCCUUCCUGCAUACUAGAGAGAAACAUGUCAAGCAGCCACGCCAGUACGAGCGAAAGAAAGGAAGAAGCAUGGGACUUCCUAAAAGGAAGCGGACCCUCGAGCGCUCUUUACUACUAUGCGCCCCUAUCUAAGGAAGGAGUUUUCAAGCCAGGUUGGAACACAAAACGACCCCAAGCGUCCAUUCGCCAAGAUGCCGACCGGAAGAGUUACGAGGCUUUCAAGGAACAACGCAGCCUAACACAUGGCGAAAUCCGCAAGGAAAGGAUAAUACAAUGCGAUGGCAAGAACCGCUUCAACCCCAUAUCCCACCAGUCCAUAGGUCCGGAUGGGUCCUUGGCUCCCGCCACCGACGCAUGGCAACAUCAGCGAGUUGGCAUCCCCGCGCAGGAGCCUCGCUUCGCUGCCGCUGACACUCUGCGAGUACAGGCGGACACGGUGCGCCGCAACGUUGGCAUCACCGAACUCCGGAAAGACCGCAUUGCGAAUGGAGGCCUUUCAAAGCACCCCGGCGGAACCAUGAAGGAGGUGCUGACCUGGGCUGGGCAGUAGCGCUAGCGCCGGCAGUAGCAGUGGUAGUAGCAAUUGCAGGAUUUACCUUGGGUGGGGUGCGCUGGUGGGAAGAAGGCAGGCUGAAGUUGUAUGAAAAAAGCUACGAAACCAUGGUGUAUGUGGUGCUAUAGCAGCAGCAGGACAAGCAAUGUUAGUGUUGUAGCAGGUCUGGAUUGCCACAGCUUACCACCAUGGCGACAGCAGGCAACGCUCUGCCUGCCGGGGGCGGCAUGGAAUACCCUUACACGGCUAUCGCUAAAAGAGCUGUUAUCGUGUUGACUAUUGGCAGUUGACGCAAAAUACACUGUACGGUGCUGACUUCCCUAGUUUUUUGUUUCAGCUAACGGAAAUGCUCUCAUCGCUGUGUAGAACAACACGUUUGGGCUGGCUGGAAGACCUUGCCAUGCCUUGCAAAAUUGUACAUUUGUUAAUUUAUCUAUGUAUGUGUGUAGGUUGCGUGGGUAAGGACGGCGGGUAAAAAACACUGUCUUAGUGCUGAUGAAAUCGCUGGUUUGAGAUUUUCGAUAUGCUUUGAACAGAAUGUUUGGAGCGACAAAAUAAGACAGGGCCAAGCGAACAGAGCGCGGUACUGGAGGGUACGGGUCCGUUGCCUUUAGCUCGGCACGGCCGGUCUCGAGCGCCAGCAGGAGGGUGGGGAGGAGCGCCCC
Volvox carteri f. nagariensis is the source of this 1346-nucleotide messenger RNA. RefSeq lists its product as uncharacterized. The transcript has 6 exons. Bases 154 to 678 code for a protein of 174 amino acids. The record is from RefSeq and is a predicted model, not a curated record. Lineage: Eukaryota; Viridiplantae; Chlorophyta; Chlorophyceae; Chlamydomonadales; Volvocaceae.